This is a messenger RNA of Phytophthora sojae, 918 nucleotides long. RefSeq lists its product as hypothetical. Bases 1 to 918 code for a protein of 305 amino acids. The transcript has 2 exons. Gene Ontology annotation, molecular function: oxidoreductase activity. The record is from RefSeq and is a predicted model, not a curated record. NCBI's taxonomy places the organism in Eukaryota, Oomycota, Peronosporomycetes, Peronosporales, Peronosporaceae.
AUGAGCGGUUUCGUCCCGACCAAGGUCCUCCCCAGCGGACACCGUAUCCCAGCCGUUGCGCUCGGCGUGUUACAGAGCAAGCCUGGCGCCGAGGUUUACAAUGCCGUGCUGGCUGCGCUCAAGCUUGGCUACAGGCACAUCGAUACUGCCGAUGCUUAUGAGAACGAAGUUGACGUCGGCAGGGCCGUCCAUGACUCAGGCAUCCCGCGCGAGGAAGUCUUCGCCACCACCAAGUUCUACGAUAUGUCGUGGGCCCCUUGGUCGACGACUACUGCGAAGCCGUGGAACUACCAGGAGGUCAUCGAUGCAGUGCAAGAAAGCAACAAGAAGCUUGGCCUCGGAUACAUUGACCUGUAUCUGCUGCACGCCCCGGCACUCGAGGACAUGCAGGCCAAGGGCGUCGUGCGCGACAUCGGAGUCUCCAACUUUGGCGAGCAGCACCUGACCAAGCUGGCGAAGACGUGGCGCGUCAAGCCCGCCGUGAACCAAGUCGAACUACAUCCGUGGCUCGCUCGCGCCGACACGGUCAAGUUCUGCCAGGACCAGAGCAUCGUCAUGGAAGCCUAUUCGCCUCUCUCGCGCGCUGAGAAGAUGAACGACCCCGCGCUACUGCAGAUCGCGAGCGAGCUGGACGCCACACCCGCGCAGGCGCUGGUCGCGUGGAGUCUCGCCAAGGGAUUCGUCCCGCUGCCCAAGUCGGUCACAGAGUCGCGGGCAAGAAAGACCUCUUUACGCUGCGUAUCUGGAGGUGGCUCAGAGUUUGGGCCUGCAUACGCACCUCGUCUCGAGGGUAGGGACUCAGACGCGACGUGGAUCGGGUGCACGCCUCACAUUGGCGGGGUGCAGAAGUACAGUUGCGGGAGUACGAGCGCUCAAGACUUGCAUCAUACGAAUCGCAUGCGCCACUGCAUCCUAUAG